Schistosoma mattheei is the source of this 2837-nucleotide messenger RNA. The record is from the annotation of a GenBank genome assembly. NCBI's taxonomy places the organism in Eukaryota, Metazoa, Platyhelminthes, Trematoda, Strigeidida, Schistosomatidae.
GUACAGUCAAAGUAUUUUAAAUAUAAUGUCAGUUGAUAUAGUCUAUUUUCUCCAUUUGAAUAAAAUGCUUAUUAUAGUAGUAAUGGACAUUUUAUUAUGAUUGGAUAAUUUACAAAAAAAAAUUAUUAUUAUUAUUUUUUGAUUGGGAAAUCGAAAUAAUCCUAAACACUUUAUAAAAGCCCAUUAGAUUAGAAAGUUGACAAUAGUAAAACAAACAAUCAAAAAUUCUAAUCAAGUUGCCUCAACAACAAAAAAUAUAAAAAAAAAUAAUAUUAAUAAUUUAUUCAAUUGAAAGUCUAUAGUUGGAUUAUAUUAUUUAAUAAAUAAAUAACUUAUUAAAUCAUUGAAAUUUCAUUUAUCUAAUUAUAUUAAUUGAGGAUAAUAUCAUAAUGUCUGAAUAUUAUGAAGGCGAUAAUUCAUGUGUACGUUGUCUACGUAGUUCACCGAUUGCAUCUUUAGUUGGUUUCAUUAUUGUAUUAUUGGGCGGUGGCGCUUUUGGUGGAGCAAUCAUUUUUGCAAGACGUUAUUUAAUUACACUUUUAAAUGCUCCUAAUCUAUUCCCUUACUUGGACUAUGCUAUUUAUGGUUUAGUCGGAGCCAUAGGAUUAUUCUCACUGUUAGCCUACUUACUAUGUGCGCUGUCCUCCGGAUGGAAUGCAAAACACUACUUUGAAAGUAGUCGAAAAGCAUGCUGCGGAAGAUGCUGUAAUAUGACGCUUAUCAUACUUUUAGUGACGGCUGUCAUAUUAUGGUCAGCUAUCGCAUGCCUAGUUAGUUACCCAGUCGUCAGUAUUGCGCUCUUGUUAUACCGAAAUGAAGGACCUAGUCGUUUACGACUAGCCUCUGUCGGACAAAUGACUUCAGCUUACCAUGAUGGUCAAGGGAAUUUUCUUAACCCAAGCAGUAGUUAUACACGUGAAAUGUUCAAUCCCAAUGGGAAAAUAAUAAGACGACGUGAUACAGAAGAAUGGUUUCCUAAUCAUCCUAGUGAUUUCGAUACAGAUGAAAGUACUGUAGCUAUACCAGAUGAUAUUCAAGAUAACCUUCAAACAGAUCCAUCUACUUUAAGUAGAGAUCUAACAGCUACGGUGACGAGUCCAAAAAUGGUCGAUCAGCCACCACCGGUGAUAAGUUCAUUUGUUGAUGACAAUUUACCAUCAUCGUCAAUACCAUCAAAAUCGUCUUUAAAACCUUUAUCAAAAAAAAUUAUAAAACAAGUAAUGAAUGAUGCUCUUAGUAUUCCAGAAUCUAUCAAAUUGUUUCAUCAAUGUAGUCAAGAGACAUUUGAUUUAUCUUAUUACGGUCUAUACGAUGCCAACGGUUUACCGAUACAUAUUGCACGAGCUAAUUUCUCUGAAAGAAUAUAUGAUAUUUUAGUCUGUGUAAUUCUCGCUAUCGCUGGUAUAUUCCUAUUACUGUUCGGUUAUAUACAAAUAAUUAUUUGUACUGCUAUGAAUUAUGCUCGAAUGCAAGAGGCUAGAUAUUAUGAAACAUCUGAUGUUGGUGAAGAAGGUGUUGCAUUACAACAAUAAAAUACACUUCAUAAAAAUAAUUCUAUAAUUUCAUUAAAUAUGAUUCAUUAUAAUUUCAAUCAUACUUUCACUAUCCUUCAUAUAUACAAUUAUCUACUUUAAAAUUUACCAACAAUAUUAAUGCAUAAAUAUAGGAAAGAUGAUCAUUGCACAUUGUAUAGUUAUUUGAAUAAAACAAAGAAUAAACACUUCCAAAAGACAGUUUUCUCAAGAACAAGAUAUCUCUAUUUGUUCCAGAAUAAUCAAUAUAAUAAUAACAAUCUUCUUUAUCAUUAACUUACGUAAUAUCUCAUUAUUUACAUCCAAUUUUAUGUUUUUACUUUUAAAUCUAUCAUUAUUCAUGUUGUUCUUUUUUGUACUUUUGUUGUCUGUCAUGUUUGUUUGUUUGUUUUUCUCUUUUAAAUAAUCAUGUAGUUGAAAAAUAAAGAAAAAAAAUAAAGCAAACUAAACAUUAUUUAGUUGCUUAUUUUUUCUUCUCUGUUAAAUCAUUCCAUAACUUUUCAUCAUUUACCAUCUAAAUAUUAUUUCCUGUUAGAUAAUCAAAAGAAACAAAAAUACUGUUCAUCAUUUGAAAAUCUAUACGCUACAUUUUGAUUGUUUAAAUGACGUUCAAUGUUUCAAUUUUAAAAGAAACGAAAAUAAGAGGGAGAAUGAUUUAAUGAUAUUGAUUUGUUAAAAAAAUAUCUUAUAUUUCCGCUUUUUUUAUUGGAAUUCAUCAAACUGUAUUGCUUAACGCUUUAAUUCAUUUUACUUUAUUUAUAUUAAUUAAAUAGUCAACAUUAUAGUAACAGACGAAUACAUAUAAAAAGCUUCUUUAAUAUGUUCGAUAUAUAUAUAUAUAUAUAAACAUAGUUUUGUAUACAACAUAUGAAUGUUUAUUUUUACCAUUUCUUUGUUUGGUUCUUUUAUUGAUAAACAAUUAAUCAAUAAUAAUUCUUAAUUAUAACUUUUUAUUUACACAAGUUUAAAGUUUCAUAAUUUGAUUUUUUUUUUUGGUUUUGUUCUGUUGUUGUUCAAUUUUUCAUAUAGUUAAAACAAUAAUCAAUGAUACUUAACCGAUGAAUGUUCAAUUAAUAAUGAGAAUUAAAUACAUAUGAAGUUUGUUUCAUAUUAUUCCUCAUUCCCUCUCUACUAUGUAUGUUUGUGUGUUUUCUUUUAUUUUUAUUGUGCUUGUUUAUUUUAAUUGAUUAUUUUCUAUAAAUUUUUGUUGUUUUUUAUAAGAAUAUUAUUAUUACUAUCAAUGAUAACAAUAAUAAUAGUAAUGAAGUCAGAAGGAGUUUUGUGGAUAUUAUAAUAAUUUCAAUA